Molecule: messenger RNA, 2821 nt
Organism: Gaeumannomyces tritici R3-111a-1
Lineage: Eukaryota; Fungi; Ascomycota; Sordariomycetes; Magnaporthales; Magnaporthaceae
Product: YjeF_N domain-containing protein
Exons: 2
Coding region: 281-2725 (814 amino acids)
Biological process (GO): deadenylation-independent decapping of nuclear-transcribed mRNA; P-body assembly
Cellular component (GO): P-body
Molecular function (GO): mRNA binding
Source: RefSeq, a predicted model, not a curated record
CGAGGUUUGUUCCACCAAUUUCUUUUUUAAAGCGACAGCAUCGUAUUCACACUGCACGCUUUCCCGCAAACCCGUCCCUCGUGCCAGCAGCUCCCUCCCUUGAAGGGGUCCACAUUCAGUCCUCAAGUGGAAGGCCCAUGUUUGUAUCAGCCCCACGUUGUUUUCCGUCAACUUUCCUCGCGCUAAUACGAGAUGAUUGGGCUUCGCCCGGCACAUCUUUCCCCAGCGGCACUCCUCCGCCGCCUAGGCACCUCAUUCCGGGCGACACUAACAAGCCGAGAUGGCGGCCGAUUUUAUCGGCGCUCACAUGCUUGUGACCCUCCGGGAGCCUCCAACUACUUUGCGGGGCGUGGUUAGAGACGUAAAGUCGGGCUGUAGCCUGACGCUCUCAGACGUAUGGUCUGCCGACGGCAGCACGUGGCUCCAAUCCUACCUCACGGUCGAGGCCGCCAAUGUCGUGAACCUGGUCGAGAUUCCCACAGCAACGCCGCAGUUGGAAACUUCCGCGGCCGAUACCAGGAGCACCGCUGCCUCCACGUCCAUAGACAACCAAAAUGCCGACCGUCCGUCUGUGCCAGCAUCACCGGCAACAGCAUCACGACCAGCAAUAACGCCAACAAAAACAACGCCGUCUUCCCAAACCCAACUACCCGCGCCAUCCAUCGCACCACCAACCUCAACAUCGCCCCCUGGAGUGCCCUUUAGAGACCCCGCCAUAAUCGCCGUGGGGAAGCCGCCGCCAGCCGUUACAGCGGCCCGUCCCAGUGCCAGAGGCAAUGAGGGUACCAAAACGGCGGCACGACAGGGCACGCCAGUCCAAGCAACAACAGGGACGUCGGCUGCAGCGAAGUCGAUGGUGGGGAGUGCGGUGAAGUCGGCAUUGGAUACGCCACGGAUAUCGGUGCACGGCCCGGAUGCUGUGGUCAGCGACGUGCCACCGGUCGACGCGGAGCCCACAGCCCAUGCUCCGGGAAAGAAAAAGAGCAGGCGGCCACGUGCGAACAAAGGCGGCCGUAUGGCCACCACGCAGGAAUAUAUUGAAACCCCCCAAGACACUAUCAGCGGACAGGCUGCGGCCCAUGGUUCCAAGGGCUGGCGGCAGACGCCCAUGCUAGAGGACACAUCUUCUUUCCAGCCAUUCAACGCACUUAGGAAAGGUCGAGGCCGCAAAGCGAACGCGCUGCAGCAUGAAAAUGGGUGGGCUUCAGAGGACGUCACCGACGUGCAGGAGCUGGGAGAGUUCGAUUUCGAAGGAGGCCUGGCAAAGUUCGACAAACACACACUUUUCGACCAGAUGCGCAAGGAUGAUCAGGUGGAUGACGCGCAUCGACUAGUGUCUCACAACAGACAACCGAGGCCCAAGCCCGGUACAUCUGGUGGUAAAAACCUCCACUACUCCGAAAAUGUCCUAGACGAGCCGGCCGCUAGCACAAGCCUGAAGGUGGAGCUCCCACAUGACUUCUGGAACAGCGAGGCGGACACGGAGCGGCCGAGCGCGCGAGACGCAGGAAGUCGCCAGAGCUCACGGAGAGGGGAGAGCAAGAUGCCGGCCACGCGGAGGUCGCGAUCGCGCAAGGCCAGUACCGCUGCCGCAGCAAUUACUGCCCCGCCCCGCACAGGUUCGAGCGGCGUUCGUACCCCAACCUCGGGAAAUCGGCAGCGUCGCGGGCCGGCCGCAGUCCAGGGGCCUCCCGAUAGCCUAGCUAGCGGCGGUGACCGGACCCAGCGGCCGACGGGUGGCGUUCCAGCCGCGCCAAGCCUUGCUCUCGUCCCAAGUCUCCGCCGCAUCGAGACCGUCUCGGCCCUUCAAAUGCUCAACCUGGAACUCAUUGCACACAACGACGUCGGGCUCACUGAGGAAAUGAUGACGGAAAACGCAGCGAGGGGCGUUGCCGAGGUGGCCCUUACUGCUCUCGCGGACCCCGCCGUCCGGCUCAGGUCGGGCGUCAGCGGCGGCGACAUCGCGGCGGGGGCAGUGGUUGUUCUCGCUGGCAACAACAAGUCUGGGAUCCGAGCCGUGGCUGCAGCACGCCACCUUCGCAACAAGGGAGUCAACACGCUCGUCUGCGUGGUUGGCAUGGAGAGGGGCGAACGCGAUCUCCUUGAGGGCAUGCAGCAGCAGCUGAGGUUGCUUCGCAACCUUGGCGGGCGAGUAUACGGCAAGAACGAGCUCCUUGACCAUGUUCGCAAGCUCAGCAUCCCUACGCUCACCGUCGACACGCCGCGCGGCGCGCUCGUGCCGAACCCGCCUGCCGUCACGCUCAUCGUCGACGCGCUGCUCGGCCUGGCGACGCCCUUUGACGAGCUGCGGACUGGCGAGCAGGCGACUGUCUUUGAGCUGGUCGAGUGGGCCAACCGGAACGAGGCCUUCGUCCUCGCCCUUGACGUACCCACAGGCAUCGACCCGUCCACGGGCAAUAUCAGCAUUGUCGACGGGAAUCGCCUCUACGUGCGGCCUCGCUACGUUGCCGCCCUGGGCGCUCCGAAGAAGGGUUUGCUUGAGUCCAUGUCCUCGGGCGCGGCGGCUGAGGGUGAUGGGACUGUGGCGCAAGCGCAAGCUCCCGAUGACUUCGUCUCCGACUGGAAGCUCUUUAUAAUCGAUAUUGGUCUCGGCCCUGCCGUUUGGAAGAAGGCAGGCACCAAAAUGCGACGCGGCAUCGAUUUUGGGCGCAGUUGGGUCGUGGAAAUGCGUUUCCUGGUCGGAGAUACGGAGCCAGCAGCGUGACGCCGAGGGAUUUAUUCUGGCAGCCAACCCUGAACAAGUCCCUCAUGUUUACGUCACAGGCAGGCGAACGAAUCUAUACAUUAAUGUCUCUUUCCG